AUGGAUGUUCCUGAGCCCGAUCAGUCGCCUUUCACAGCCGUGUCUGCGCACACCUCUAAAUUGACCCGGCAUUACCAAGCCUACCUCGAUGCCUCGACCCCAUACACAACCUACCGCUGGGUUGGCUCCGGCGUACUCCUUUUCAUCUUCUUCCUGCGCAUUGUCUUUGCGCAGGGCUGGUACAUUGUCGCAUAUACUCUCGGAAUUUAUCUUCUGAACCUUUUCCUCGCCUUCCUCACUCCCAAAUUCGACCCCUCUCUCACCCAGGACGAGGGCCUUGAGGAUGGUGACGCGGGGUCCCCCAGCCUCCCUACCAAGAAAGAUGAGGAGUUCCGGCCCUUCAUCCGCCGUCUGCCAGAGUUCAAGUUUUGGCACUCGGCCACCCGCGCCAUCACCAUUGGCUUCGUUUGUUCUUGGUUUGCCGUCUUCGAUAUCCCCGUCUUCUGGCCCGUGCUGGUUGUCUAUUGGAUUAUUCUGUUUGUGUUGACGAUGCGACGACAAAUCCAGCAUAUGAUCAAGUACCGCUACGUGCCUUUCUCCUUUGGAAAGACACGCGUCAUGGACAAGCCCAUGCCAACGGUUUUCUCGGCGUCGACCGAAAUCACCAUCUUCUUCACAGGCUGGACAACAUCAACCGUGACCCAGUAUAUUUUAACACUGAUCUUCAUCUUCAUCCUCGCCAUCCUCAACCGCUUUCUGGGUGCUCUUAAAUCCCAACUUGAACGAUCCUGGUCGCAAGAGACCGUCCCGUCGGAUCUGCUUCUCGCGCCCGUAAAUCAACAAAGCGGGCGGAAAGCGAAGCUCGGGUCUCCCCCAGACUAUCUACAUGUUCCCGGGGAGGACGAUCCAGACGAUGUAUCACUCUCUCAUGACAUUGAAGCAAGAAGCACGUCAAUAGGUCUGCUCGAACGAGCUACACCUCGAAAGAGCGUGUCCCAGAAAUGUCUUCUGUCGUGGAAGGCUAGUGGAACGUGGAGUUUCCGGAAGGAUGGGACGUGUGCUCUGCUUGAGUGUGCUAGGGCGGUAACGGGAUAUUUCAUAAUGAUAGCGGUGAUGACCUGCAACAUUGGUGUUUUUGGUGCGGUGGUUUUCGGUGUGCUGGUGGGUGAGCUGUUUCUUGGAAGAUUCUCUCAGGGAAUGUCUGGUUAG
This is a messenger RNA of Penicillium paradoxum, 1149 nucleotides long. RefSeq names its product Retrieval of early ER protein Rer1. Gene Ontology annotation, cellular component: Golgi membrane. The transcript is spliced from 6 exons. Gene Ontology annotation, molecular function: copper ion transmembrane transporter activity. The coding region runs from base 1 to 1149 and encodes 382 amino acids. The record is from RefSeq and is a predicted model, not a curated record. Gene Ontology annotation, biological process: copper ion transmembrane transport; retrograde vesicle-mediated transport, Golgi to endoplasmic reticulum; protein retention in ER lumen. Lineage: Eukaryota; Fungi; Ascomycota; Eurotiomycetes; Eurotiales; Aspergillaceae.